AUGUCGAAUGGAGAACUCACCAACAUUCUCGUCUCGACCGAUGUUACCAGAUACCUCGAGUUCAAGCAGAUCGCUGGCAGUUAUGUCCAGACCGGCGCCGGAAGCAAGGCCAACGUCGCAAAGGUUCCCUCGGAUGCCUCGGAGGCUCUCCGCAGUNNCCCUCUGAUGGGUCUGUUUGAGAAGAGAAGAGCAAAGAAGUUCCUGGAGUUCGUUGGCGCAUACAAAGAGNNGGAGGAUCCUGCCACUCACAAUGGUGCGUCGCAACAUGUCUGA
This is a messenger RNA of Aureobasidium musti, 273 nucleotides long. Lineage: Eukaryota; Fungi; Ascomycota; Dothideomycetes; Dothideales; Saccotheciaceae. The record is from the annotation of a GenBank genome assembly.